UUUCUUCUGUUUCUGCGUCGAACGAAAAUCAUUCAGGUCUCUCCCGGGUGCACGCGUUUUGCUGUUUCUGCGGUGGAUAAAAUUGUGAAAAUUUACAUCGACCGUUGCGUUUCUUGUUCAUUUCCAUCCGUAAAUUUACAUUUUGAGCAGCAAAAAUGGUUGUGAAACCGGCGGCAAGAGGCAUCAAGCCCCAGGGACAGGCCUACAAGGACAAAAGUAAACCGGCUGACAUCCGCCAGAGCAAUAUCAAUGCAGCGAAGGCUGUCUCUGAUGCUAUUCGAACUAGCUUGGGACCUCGUGGGAUGGAUAAAAUGAUACAAGCCGGAAAUGGUGAGGUCACAAUCACCAAUGAUGGAGCAACAAUUUUGAAGCAAAUGAACGUCAUUCACCCCGCCGCAAAGAUGUUGGUCGAACUUUCCCGCGCACAGGACGUUGAAGCGGGAGAUGGUACCACGUCGGUGGUGGUUGUGGCUGGCGCACUGCUGGAAGCCGCGGAGAAGUUGCUCCAGAUGGGCAUCCAUCCAACUGCGAUCUCGGAUGCCUUCCAGAAGUGUUCUGCCAAGGCAGUGGAUAUUCUUACGGAAAUGUCUAGGCCGAUCGAGUUGACCGACCGUGAAUCGCUCAUCAAAAGCGCUUCCACGUCGUUGAACUCGAAGGUCGUAUCACAGCACAGCAGUCAACUGGCUCCGAUUGCUGUCGACGCGGUUCUGAAGGUCACCGAGUCAGGACAUGAGAGCGGAGUGGACCUCAAGAACGUCAAAGUCAUUCGCAGCCUCGGGGGUACUAUUGAUGAUACGGAACUGGUUGAUGGACUGGUGUUCACUCAGCGGUCAAGUGGAGUCAACGGACCAAAACGCGUGGAAAAGGCAAAAAUUGGAUUGAUCCAGUUCUGCAUCUCUGCUCCUAAAACUGACAUGGAUCAUAGCGUUAUCGUAUCUGACUACGCUGCCAUGGAUCGAGUGCUUAAAGAGGAGCGUGCCUACAUUCUGAAUAUUGUAAAACAGAUCAAGAAGUCAGGAUGCAAUGUGCUGCUGGUUCAGAAAUCCAUUCUUCGCGAUGCUGUCUCGGAUUUGGCAUUGCAUUUCCUGGACAAGAUUAAAGUGAUGGUGGUGAAAGACAUCGAACGUGAGGACAUCGAGUUUGUCUGCAAAACCCUGAACUGCAGACCUAUUGCCUCUUUGGAUCAUUUCUUGCCGGAACAUUUGGUCAACGCUGAUCUGGUUGAAGAGGUUUCGAGUGGAUCGAGCAAGUUCGUCAAGGUCACUGGAAUCCAGAAUAUGGGGAAGACCGUUUCGAUCGUUGUUCGUGGCUCGAAUAAAUUGGUGUUGGAAGAAGCUGCUCGCUCUUUGCAUGACGCCCUUUGCGUGGUUCGAUGCCUGGUGAAGAAACGCGCUCAGAUUGCCGGCGGUGGCGCCCCGGAAAUCGAAAUGGCUCUCCAGCUGGCAGCUCACGCUCAAACUUUGGAAGGUGUGGAUGCCUACUGCUUCCGCGGUUUUGCCAAUGCGUUGGAAGUUAUUCCUUCGACGUUGGCCGAAAAUGCAGGGUUGAAUCCAAUUGCUACCGUCACUGAACUUCGUAACCGCCAUGCCCAAGGCGAGAAAAAUGCUGGAAUCAACGUGCGUAAGGGAGCCAUCACCGAUAUUUUAGCGGAGAAUGUCGUGCAACCACUUCUGGUGUCCACUUCGUCUAUCACAUUGGCUUCGGAAACCGUUCGAUCAAUUCUAAAGAUUGAUGAUAUCAUCAAUACAAUGCAGUGAAUACACUAUUAAUAAUUAAAAUAUUUUUCGCUUUAUACUCUCAUUAAUUUAAACUCUACCAACUUAAAAAGAACACGGAUUUUUCAUUCACAUUGCAUACCAAAACAAUUACUCGGAGAACACGCAAAUUAUGAACAUUACUUUUGUAUUGUCUAAAAGCUAACAUUAUAAAAAUAAAAACACUCAACCAGUU
Messenger RNA from Armigeres subalbatus, 1950 nucleotides. RefSeq names its product T-complex protein 1 subunit delta (gene CCT4). Gene Ontology annotation, molecular function: ATP hydrolysis activity; ATP binding; ATP-dependent protein folding chaperone. The transcript is spliced from 3 exons. The record is from RefSeq and is a predicted model, not a curated record. Gene Ontology annotation, biological process: protein folding. Gene Ontology annotation, cellular component: chaperonin-containing T-complex. Bases 156 to 1757 code for a protein of 533 amino acids. NCBI's taxonomy places the organism in Eukaryota, Metazoa, Arthropoda, Insecta, Diptera, Culicidae.